AUGUUGGGAUGGCUCCUUCUUAUGGUCUGCACAAGGAUCUCUCAGAUGGCAGAGGCAGGAGGCACCAAGGAAGUCUUAAAGGGGAUCAGCUAUGGGCCCGCUCCGCUCAAGGCGGCAGGCAGGUUGCCCAACGAUGAUUUCAUGGCAGACUCAGCCAAGGCGCAGUGGAGCACAUCUGGACGUGGAGAUUUGGCCAUCAUGAAAAAGCUGGGAGCCAACGCGGUACGGCUUUACGGCAAUGACCCUCGAGAGGAUCACAAGCCGUUCCUGGAUGAAGCGCACAGUCAGGGACUACAGGUAAUACCUGGGAUGAGCGACUACCCAUUCACGCAGAUGCCGAAAAACUGCAUCACGACGGAGUACAACUGCUAUUCGCAAAUCAAAGAGCAGUACAAGAGUAAUCUGGAGAACGGCUUCCUGGACAAAGACGGUGCUUAUCAUCCUGCCCUAAAGACCAUCAUAGUAAUCAACGAGCCGGACCUGAAGAUUCCAGGGGAGUCACAGCCCAAAAAGUUCAGCAGGGCGAUCAUAAGUGCUAUCGACGGCAUGCUUGAUGCUGAGAAGGAGGCUGGUGCCAGUGGGAACUUCCCCAACUUCACGGCCACCUUUUCCUUCGGUGUCUGCACGGCUUGUCCGGGAUCGAAGUCGAAGCCCUCACUCGGUCAAAUGUUGGAGCUGCGACGUGCCAUGGAGAAGCCGGAGGACUAUGGCUACACACCGAAAAACGACCUGGCCAAGAUUUACAGAUCACGGUUCACGAACAGUUUCAACACCAACAACCCCGCGACUGACAUGAAACCACUUUUCCUCGAUGACUACGAGGCACUGUUUUCAACGACCCCUGUUUUUAUUGGUGAGUAUCAUGCGCCGCACAUCCCAGUUGGCCAGGACCUGGAGAAGAUUCUGUCCAUCGCACAAAGCUCGAGCUUGGUUGGAGUCAGCUUCUUUGAGUACCAGGUUCGCUAUGACAAGGGGGGAUCCGAGAUGGAGUUUGGCAUGUUUGGUUUGGGCGUCCAGAAGAUUGCCAGCAUGGACUUCUUCGGCACCUCCUUCCCUGUGUGGUGCCUGACCGAAGUGGCCGACAAGCAGUCCUCCGGCGUCACUGUUGUUGACGAGCUUGCGAAAGCAUUUGGAGGCCCCGGUAUCAAGGCAAACGAGCUUUGUGUGAUCGAUCCACAGAAGGUUCCGAUCUCUGAGGAUGGCUACGAAGCUGUUUUGUCUUUGAAGGAUGUCGACAAGAUGGCAACCUUUGUGUCGCGUGUUGUGGAGCACAUGGGAGGCUCCGUGAGAGACGAAAGUCAGUUGCAGAGCUUUGCCAAGAGGUACGCAGGAAGCACACUUGCGGCUUAUGCCCGAGACUGGCCUCUGCGAGCCUCCGAGGGCAACCUCAGCUUCGCCUCCAUGGCCUCGGAUCUCGGCCAGCAUCCAUCUUGGAUCAGCUGGGAUGAAAUGGCUGCUUGUGUUGCCGAUCGAGCUUCAGAUGAGAGCAGCGUGGGACAGGCAAUCAGCUAUGCUUGCGGCAAGCUCCACUCCUUCAACUGUUCAGAACUACCAGAUAGCUGCAAUCAGGACAUCUGGCUGAAGGCGGACUACGUCCUCAGUUUGUUCUACUUGCGGCAGGUCACCAGCCGAACUCCACUACAGGAUUGCAGCUUCAAUGGUGCUGCCAUGUUCGCACCCGCGUCCACAUACAGACCUGUUGCAUCGACCUCGGUGCGACCUGUCUUGCCCACUUUCGCUGCGCCUCGGUGCAUGAGUUUUUUGAGGGACUUCUUCCGUGUCUUGGAACUGUCGGACGAGUCGGAGGACGAGGUAGAUGCAAGUACAAGAAGCGAUCCCGAGAGCAAAAGACGAAGGACCGAGGCAAGUGCUUCUGGCAUCGUGAGCACGGCCAACAGUGAUGUGGUGCCCGCAGAGCCUGAAAGCAAGCGUUUUGCAGACGGCCGCUCCGGAGACGAACGCUUUCACUCUGCCUUGUACUUCAACAAGCUUAUGGACUGCAUAUGCACUUGUGGUAACUUGGAUAAUCGUGAUGAUCUGACGCUGCAGGACAUUUUUGAGAAUCACCCAAUGGGCAACGACUUGGCCACGCAUGUUGUCCUCGUGAACUUUAUGAUAGAUCUGCCAUGGCUUUGUCAGCAAUGUCCGUCUCUGCUGCGUACGCCGCGCAUGUCCCUCCUGUAUGGCGAUGGUGGUGAUACUUGCAAGCAGGUGGAACGAGAACGAGCCCGCAUGGGAUUGUCCACGUCGCUGCAUUCUCCAUCCUUGCCCUUGCAGUGGGGAACGCAUCACAGCAAAAUAGUGUUGUUGCUGUACAAGAACUGUCUGAGAGUGUGUAUUCGCACCUUCAACGACAUCUUUGCAGACAUUCACGAGAAAUCAAAUGCAAUGUACAUUCAAGACUUCCCUGAAUUGCAGCAGCAAAAUCGACCCGACAAAGAUAAUUUCGGAGAUGACUUUCGGAACCAGAUUGUCAAGUACUUCCAAGCAUGUGGUGGCUUCGAGCCUGCAGAGCUUCAUGCAUACGAUUUCUCUACUGCGGCGGUUGCCAUCGUGUGUUCCGCGCCCGGAUAUCAUGCAUCUGGCAAUUUGCAUGAAUGGGGCCAUCUACGUUUACGCAAGCUACUGGGUCAGCAUGCUAAAGGGUUGCAGCAUCCAGCUGGGACUCACGGCGUAGUUUGCCAGGCAAGCUCUUUUGGAACUUUGUCCAAGAAUUGGAUUGACGAAUUCCAUGCCACCUUGUCAGCAACAUGUGACGCAACACAUACGGCAUUUCUCAAGAAGCCUAUGCUCACUUUCGUCGCUCCCACUGUAGGACAAGUUCGCGAUAGUAUCGAGGGAUGGGUUUCCAGCGCGUCUUUGUUCAUAAAGCGAGCGACUGUGUCGGCUUGGCCCACACUCUGGCGACGAUGGGGUCCCAAGGUGGGCUCGCGAGAUUCGCGAUCAAUGCAUCGGGCCAUGGCUAUGCCCCACUUGAAGACAUUAUGCAGAUAUGUCACGUGGAACAAAGGUGACGACGAAGAUGCGCUCUUGCUUUGGCUCUAUGUCGGUUCGCACAACAUGAGUAAGUCGGCAUGGGGAGAAAUUCAGAAAGGUGGAUCACAACUCUGCGUCCGCUCGUAUGAGAUGGGUGUAGUCUACUUCCCGUCGCGUUUGGCGACACUUGAGCGUGACACGUCAAGAGGAGCCUUCUUCUUGCACAAGAUUCAUAACGAGGCUAAGCAUGAGGCCGUGUUUGUGCCCAGUGCAACGCACUCCAGGCAAGCCAAACUUCUUGAGAGUCUGCGGCUGCGGGCCUUGCCCAUGGUCUUUCCAAUUGCCAUCCCGCCUGCACCUUCCCCCGUGGCAGACGAUCCAACGUGGUCCCGUGACCUGCCUAAGGAAAUGUAUGCAGGACUGGACCGCUUUGGAACUCGAUUCGGAGAACGAGGUCCCGAGUUCUACGGCCACCGCGCCGUCGCGCAGCGGGGAAAAGGGGAUGCUGCCACCACGGCUCUCAGCGAGGAAGGCUACCAGACAGUGAUCAGCAGCAACAGCACUGCUCAGGUGAGCACUUUCAUCGGGCGAGAAGUUCUGAAUCAGAAUAUGGAGGUGACGGACCAGGCUGGCCUCACUGCAUUUUCAGCUCAUCCACCGACCAGCUUCCACAUGCUGGAGGAGGAGCUUUCGCAAGUGCCGUGGGUCUGCGGUGGUUCUUCUGGACGGAAUUGCCCCCCGAAGAAGAGCUCCACUGCGUGGUUGGAGAUAGGCCCGUGCAACCUGAGCCCUGGGCAUGUGGUCGGUGCUGCCCAUUGUCUCACGAUGCAACAACACUUUCUGGCAGCUGGCUCAGAGUGCCGCACGUCAUGUGCAACUUUCAGUUCCAGAUCUAUGCAGGCUGUACACUUUGGACACAGCAGCUGCACGCUGCCUUGUGGCAGGAAAGACUAA
This is a messenger RNA of Symbiodinium sp. CCMP2592, 3930 nucleotides long. NCBI's taxonomy places the organism in Eukaryota, Dinophyceae, Suessiales, Symbiodiniaceae. The record is from the annotation of a GenBank genome assembly.